ACUUGAGCAGGAUUCACAGUUUGCAAGGGAGUUACGCACAGGUGGUCGAGUUUGCCUAAAACACAGAAACCUUUGUGGGGGCUACAAACUUUUGCACAUAACCAUACUGCUCUGGCAGAAACGUGUAGGAGAAACAAGCUCCUCCAGAAAGGAUGGAAGUCACACCGCUUCACUCGGACUCGAGCGCCAAUAUGGAGGCUCUGCGUUACUCGCGCUGCACUGGUCAGAGUCUGGAGAACCCUAUCCUGACCCAGGCCUCGUCGUUUCUCCUCCAUCCUCCUUUGUCAGCGAACCUAACCUCGUCAUGUCCUGCUCUCUGUCCAUCCAGCCUGUCCUCCACAGCCUCGUCCUCUCUCCUGCUGUCCACGUCAUCCAGCCUGUCCUCCACAGCCUCGUCCUCUCUCCUGCUGUCCACGUCAUCCAGCCUGUCCUCCACAACCUCGUCCUCUCUCCUGCUGUCCACGACAUCCAGCCUGCUGUCCUCCCCUCUGCUCAGCACUGAGAACACUCAGCUGAAGUACGACCCUCACACCAUCUCUUCUCUCUGCUCUUCUCAACCUCUGAGCUCAUUGAUUCAAAGCACAGAGCCACCCACUGGUCCUGAAUUUCAGAAAUGUCUGAGUGGUGAACAUGGAGAUAUAAAAAUGGAGGAAGAUGAAUUGUGCUCCACUGACGAACUCACAUCAUACAGUGAGGAGCUAAGCGAGUCCUCGGAUAAUGAGAAACAGAUGGAGAUUGACCGUGAGCCCCCAGCUGAGAUUCCUGUCCUGGAUCUGAGGCUGACUGAGGAAGAGGAGACGCAGACGCUUGAGCUGGACGAAGGUUUCGGAGAGUUCGACUCGAGCUCAGACGAACACGCAGAAAUACUGACGGAAAAGAAGUAUAAGCUGCUGAAUUUCGUGUGCUGCUCCCUGGUACAUAAGACCAGUUCUCCUGGCCAGUCGGACUGGGAUUCCGAUGGGACUAUGUGGAACGGAAUAAAACUCUUGGGCACUGACAUCACCCUAAGUGACCCUGAGUUCCUGCUCAAGGUGGCUGUUUACACCAGACAGGAACUGAACAUCCGCGUCACAGCCAACUUCUUGCUCGCCCUCGCCGCUUACCUCCCCAACUCUAAACCGCACCUGAGGAGGUAUUUCUGCUCCGCCAUACAGCUGCCAUCCGAUUGGCUAGAAGUGACGAGGAUAUACAGCACGUGUUUCAGCAGGUCUCUGCCAUCGUGUCUGAAAAAGGCUUUGGCUGACAAAUUCAAGCAGUUCAGCGAGUACCAGCUGGCCAAGUACAACACACGCAAACACCGCUGUAAACACAGCAAGAAAAAACGCAAAGCAAAGGAUGUGCCCCCUGAGAAAUGGGAGGAAUGGGCAAAACUUGUUGCAGCAGAACCUCAUGCUCUUAAAACAUAUCUGCAGAUGGACCAGCGACCAGCGGUGGAUAAAAAACAAAACGAGUUCAACAUGAAGAAACUGAUAAAACGGCUCCACAUCAAAGAGCCGGCCGAGUUCGUCAUGAGCAUCCUUGGGAAAAAGUACCCAGCGGAUGUGAGGGCGUUCUUUCGCAGUGGGCUCAGUGGGGUCUAUCAGAGUGAAAGAGCCAAUCAGAGGAUGAGACUGAAGCAGGUGGAGACGUGGGAGACGAGACUGAGUCAGGAAGGAAACAACGCCGCCACCUGGGAAAAACUCAUAGAUAAUAACUCUCUCCCGUUCAUGGCGAUGCUGAGGAACCUGAAGAACAUGAUCAUGCAGGGCAUCAGCCAGAAACACCACGACAAGAUCCUCAAACGACUGAGCUCAAAGUCAGCUGUGAUACAGAGCCGGCAGCUCCCCUUCCGCUUCCUGUCAGCUUAUAAAGUCAUCAUGGAGCUCGACAAUUUCGGCAAUGUGAAGGCGAAGACCAGCAGGAAGGAAAUCCUGCGUGGGAUUUUGAAAAAGAUACCAAAGAGUAGAAACUGUAAACGCACCGAUUGGUCGACAGCGUCCCGGCAGAGGCUACGGGCUACACUUAAGGCUCCUUUCGUCCGUGGUGUCUAUUUCUCGAAACUCAAAGUGCACCAGAAAGCCGGGCCGAGACGCUGCACUCCAGAGCUACUGCAGCGUUACCGUCAGGCCCUGGACAAAGCCGUACAGAUCUCCUGCAGGCACAACAUCCCUCCUCUGUCUGGACACACAAUCAUCAUCGUCAGAGACUCUUUUAAUAUUGGUGGACCGAAAGGGGCUGAUUUCUGCCUCCCUCCUGAGUCUUCAGAUGGAAACGUAGAGAAUGCAAACCUCUCCACUUCGUCGACUGAGGCGGCGUUGCUCCUGGCCAUGAUGAUCGGCUACUGCAGCGAGCACACACAAUUCCUCCUGGGAGACUACGAAAGUUUUCUUGAAGUCCAGAUCGAGCCAGGUGGGCUUUUGGAGAACGUGAGGAGAAUGACCAAGCUGCUCUCGGAAGUGGAAACUUCAUCUCAGAAGAUAACGCUCAAUAGCUUCUUCUUAAAGCUUCUUGAGGAGAAAUCAAAGGUGGAUAACAUCAUCCUGCUGAGUGGCUUUGGGACUGAUUGGACGAUGUCUUCGGCUCUUGGCAGAUUCCAGAAACGCUCCAUCAGCGAACCUUUAGUGGUGAACAUUUUAAUCAACCAAUUUAGCACUAGCGCGUACACAGAUCCCAAACACGAUCCUAAAACAGUGACCCUGUACGGCUUCAGUGAGCAGAUCGUCAGGUUCAUUUCAGAACGCGGUUCCUCCAGACUUUUGGAUCACGUGGAGCAAAUCGACAAACUGCACAAGAUUCCUCCUCCAACAGGUUCUAUUGCAAAACCAGAGAGAACCAAUGACAUCAUGCCCCUGCCUGCAGUUCCCAAACUCAGGUGGCGUGGCGUGCGCGUCUUCAUCUCGUCUACGUUUAGAGACAUGCACGGCGAGCGAGACGUCCUGGUUCGCAGUGUUUUCCCAGAGUUACGGCGGCGAGCGGCUCCCCAUUACCUCCACCUGCAGGAAGUGGACCUACGCUGGGGCGUGACCGAGGACGAAUCAGCACGAGCCACUGAGAUCUGCCUACAGGAGGUCUGUCGCUCCCAGGUGCUGUUGGGAAUUCUGGGAGAGAGAUACGGCCUGGUGCCGCCUCGGCCCUCGCUGCCUGACCUGCCUCACUACAGCUGGUUGAAGUCGGCUCCUGACGGUCUGUCGGUCACAGAGAUGGAGAUUCGUCAGUUUCAGGCCGUGUUUCCUGAUUCUGCUCAGAGCCGCAUGUUCUUCUACUUCAGAUCUCCUCAGCUGCUCAGCUCGGUGCCUGAGGCUUGGAGGGACGACUUUGCAGCUGAAUCGGGGGAAACUGCGGCUAAAAUGGACGAACUGAAGGAACGGAUCAGGAACAACAACUUCAGAGUGACGGAAAAUUACCCGUGUGAGUGGGGCGGAGUCAUAGACGGAAAGGCGUACGUUAAAGUUCUGGAGGAUUUUGCAAAGGCUGUGAUGGAGGAUUUGUGGUCUGCAAUACAGAAGCUUUUUGUGGAGGAAUCGGACGAGGCAGAUCUGACGGCAGAGAUUAAGGAACAGGAAGUGCACCAGGAUGCUCAGCUCCGGCAGUUUUACGGGAGAGCGAAGCUGCUUUCAAAGGCAAAAGUGAAAAUCGAAGAAUGUCAGCAGAAAGGUGGGCUUCUGUUGGUGGAGGGCGGGGCUGGAGUCGGCAAAACAGCUUUCAUGGCUACAUUGGCUCAUGUACUCCAAACUCCAGCCAAGAUGAAGAAAGCACCCAUGUGUGACGUCGUAUCCUACUCCACAGCUGCUAGCCAAUCAGCUUCUGGGGUUGAGCCCCUCCUCCGCUGCCUGGUCCAAUGGCUGAGGAAGAGGAAGCAGCAGGAGGAAGCUCUUCCAUCCAGCACACCUUACAGAGACCUGCUGUCAGAGUUACGCUCGCAUCUGAAGGAGGUGAAAAAAGGCCGAUCUCUGGCUCUACUCAUCGAUGGCGCAGAUCUGGUGCACGAUUCUCGAGGGCAAAGAAUUUCCGAAUGGAUACCACAGCACAUUCCUACGGGUGUGUGCCUGGUCCUGAGCGUCACUACGGAUUCUGCUCUCCGUAACGUCAUCAGCAAAAAUAAAAGCUGCACGUUGUUUCCGCUGGGGCCGUUACUGCUCCCGGACCGGAGAGAGAUCGUCCAGAAGGAGCUGAGCGUGUACGGGAAGAAACUGAGUGAUUCUGCCUUCAAUAACCAGCUCCAGACGCUGCUGAUGAAGAAGGGAGCCGUGAGUCCACUGUAUCUCCGCUUGGCCUCUCAGGAACUCAGGAACUAUGCCUCGUUUGAAAAGAUGAAGGAGAACCUGCAGUGUCUCCCCGUGUCUCUGUGUGAGCUGAUUCAGCACGGCCUGAUCAGGCUGCAGUCUCAGUACGGAGGAACCGGACUCAACUGGACCCUGGCUGCUCUGACCGUCAGCUCCAAUGGUCUAAAAGACAGAGAUCUGCACUUCCUGUUGAACCUGUGCACUGACCUGAGCUCCACACCCCCCCUGCUGACCUGGCAGGAAGUGAUCAAACUUGCCAGGAACCCAAAAACCAGAGUGCCCAUGGCCACGUUCUCCCAGCUGGCUCGCAAUCUACAGAGUCUGAUCGGGUCAUCUCUGUCUGUGGAACCGGAACAGUCCUUGGUUCUCACCAAUCCGGAUGUGAAAUCAGCGUUUGAGCGACUUUACCUCUCUGAUCCGGACGACAGAACCAGAGCGCACAUGAUUCUCGCAGCUCACCUGUGGGUGCGGUCAGAUCCUCACGGACAUGACACGUUCCUGCACUGUGACACGGACACACUGACGCAGCUUCCUGCUCAUCUGAUGAAAUGUGGUCAGCGGGAGCCGAUGCACUUCCUGCUGUGCAGUUACUACUUCCUGUACGCUAAUGUGCGUCAUGGACUCCUGCGCAGCCUCAUGGAGAAUUACGUUCUGUAUGAAAAGUGGACUGAAGUGUACAAGCCACACUGUCCUGAGGAAGACGACCGCUCAGAAGAGCUCGUGGCUUGUCACUCAUUCCUGAAGCGCCACGCCCCUCUGCUCUCCCAUUGGCCAGCUAUGUUUGUGCAGCAAGCCCUGAACGAGCCAGACGCCUCGGCCGCUCACGCCUGGGCUGAAAGCGUAGUGAAGGAGGGAAAUAUCCACGCUGUCAGAUGGAUGAACAACUCCAGAGAAUCCCAACAGGAAGCUGGUGAGCUGGUUUCCACAUUUCAGUGGACUCCGUCCUGUGUGUCUGUGAGUCCUGCGGGAGUUCUCAUGGCGGUGGGGACUGAACAGGGUUCUCUCCACCUCUACCACACACACACCAACCAGGAAGUGAAGUCACUGGUCAGUAACUGUGACGGGAUCUCGGGCUGCGUGUUCCUGGAUGAGAGUGUUCUGUGGACGACCUCAUACGACGGUCAAGUGGAGGUGUGGAACGUUAACAGCGGCUGCAGGACAGCCCACCUGACCGCUCACUCCAACAGGAUAACAGGAUGUGAUGUCAGCUCAGACAGGAAGCACUUCGCUACUGUUUCCUUAGACUUCACUCUAAAGGUGUGGUCCUCCCAGAAGGGGAAGGAGGAGGCAUCUCUGCUGAACCCGUCCCCUCUGAACUGUGUGACCUUUGACCCUGAGGGGAGUCUGGUGGCGGUGGGCUGCUGGGACGGAGCAGUGCGGGUGUGGGACUGGAUCAAACAGGAGAACUGCAUGACUCUGUCAGGCCAUCAGUGUUCAGUACGCAGUGUGUCGUUCUCUCCGUCCUCCUCUUUCUCUCUCCUCUGUUCAGGGGCGUUGGAUGGAGAGAUGAGGUUGUGGUCGGUUCCCAGCUCGUCCUGUGUGUGGCGCUCUCGUGCUCAUUACGGAUCCACCGAGGCUCUUCACUUCCUCUGUGAUGGAGAGUCACUGCUCAGUGCUGGACACGACGGCAUGGUGCAGCUGUGGUCUGGAGGUCUGGGACGCUCGGUUUCCAUGUUGGGGGAGGAAAAGAAGCUGUUGAGAUCCUCGGGAUCCAGACACGCGGUGGUGUCUGAAGAUGUCGCGCUCUGUGUAGCUGUGAACGGUCACUAUGCCGCUGUGGGUUACCAUGGAAACGGACUUAAACUAUACAACAUACAGUCAGGUGGUUGUGUGUGGUCCAGUGAGAACCUGCGCGUGUCCAUGCUAUGUGCGCUCUGGCUGCAGGCUGCAGCAGACGAUCUCCUACUCUGCGGAGGUUUUGAUCAGCGUCUGCGUUUGUGGAGGAAGCAGAGAGGACACGAGGACGCUCUGACACUCACAGGAGUCUUUGGUGUCCAGAAGGGCGCUGUCCUUGCGCUGAACCAGAACUCCACUCACGUCGCCUCGGCGUCGGAUGACUACACGAUCGCGUUGUGGCUGAAGAGAGAUUUGACCUCUGACCCCUGGGUUGAACCGAGACCAGUGAGUGUUCUGAGGGGUCACAGUGGAGGGGUCACGUGUUUGGCCUUCAGUCCGGAAGGAGAUCAGCUGCUGUCAGGAGGAAAAGACAAGGCUCUGAUGGUGUGGAAGAUAAACUCCGCUCCUCCGUCUCUCUCUCGCUCUUUACCACACUGUCAUGGAGACUGGAUCACUGGAUGCGCCUGGACUCCAUCUGCCAUGCUGAGCUGCUCUAACGACUGCAGACUGCGAAUGUGGGACAUCCAGACAGGAAGUUGCAUCAGAGAAGUCUCGACUGCGUCCUCUGUGGGCACGCUGUGCUGCUGGGAGGACUAUGUGAUGUUGGGUUCUGCUGAUGGACAGCUGACAGUGUGGAAAUCUGAUUUAGGAGUAAUUACUGAGAUCAAAGCCCAUCUUUCCCGCCUCAAUCACAUCACCAUCAUCUCUAAACCAGGACUGGUGGAAAAUCCCGAGGACGUACUGAUCACUACGGCGUCUGACGAUGGAUCUGUGAAGCUCUGGCAACCGCUUCAGGUUGAGCACCGUAGCACUCUGGUUGGUCACACUGGUGGUGUUCAUGCUUUAGCGAGCAGCUCUGGUCCACACUUCCUCACUGUGUCUGAGGAUCGCAGUCUCAGAGCCUGGAGCAUUAAUACAGACAUGCCUCCCAGACAGAUGGACAGUGUGAGUGCGAUGUGUUUCCUGGAGCUGCAGGAUGUGCUGGUGUGUGCUUUCAGCUCAGGCAGACUGGAGAUGUGGCAGCAGCUCAAACUCCGUUACUCCAAUAAGCUGAGUGAUAGCUGUAUCACAGCAGUAAGCAGUUUGCCGGAUGAGCAGUUAGCGGUGGGCUGCAGUGAUGCUUCAGUGACUGUGUGGAAGCUCGAGGGAGACUCACAGCAGUGUAUCACAGGUCUUUCUAAAGUUUCCUCGUACACUCUGCCGAGCAGCGUGACGUUCCUGCACUACUGCACCACUCUGCUGGGAGUGUGUGUGGACUGCACCAUCAUCGACAUCUUUCCAACUGCACGCGGAAAACACCGAAAAGCUAAUAGAAGGCCGAACCAGGAAACCGUGUUAGGAAUUGAUGGAAACGGUGAACACGGCCUGUGGCUGGUGGGAGACUACAACGACACAAUUAAUCUGGCCUACUUGCAUGCUCGCUACAAAGGAAAAGAAGGUGAAAAAGUGGAAAAAAAAAAAAAAAGAAAAAGAAAAAAAUUAUCAGAAGGAGGGCUAUGGUUGAACACAAACGCCAGCCUGGAAAAAGGUAUAGAUCAGACACAGGAGGAGGAGGAGGAGGAGGAGGAGGAAGACAGUGAUCAUCCUCAGGAGGAAGAAAUGGAGGAGCAGGUGAAGGAGGAGGAGGAGGAGGACAGGAAGUGCAGAAUCACGGCUGCUGCAUUACAUGACGGACUGAUCGUAUGUGGAGAUUUAAAGGGUCACAUGUGGUUUAAUCAGACGCUGAACCUGAGCUCGUGGACGCCGCGGAGACGUGCACACAGUGACAGGAUCAGUGUGCUGCGUCUCACAGAGAACAUCAUCAUCUCAGCAUCGUACGACAGGACCGUCAAACUGUGGGACAGAAACACAAAGAAACAGCUCGGACUGUUUGUGUGUGGUGCUCCGGUCGAAGUGCUGCAGGUGAACCCGAACGACCCGAGUCAGAUCGUGUGUGGAGACGCACUGGGGCAGAUCUACUUCCUGUCCUGGAGAGGAUGAUUAACACCUCCAACACUGCACACCCCGUCAAUUUAACGUUCGACACUCCUAGUUCCGAGUUUGUCACUUUACCAUUUCAUGCAAGUGCAAUUUGGUACAAAUUUGCUUUAACACACCGAAUGUUCACAAGUACACGCUAUAACAAGUGCACUUUAACACUAACACUAUUUUCCUAUUUGAGUAGCCGUGAAUGUAAUUCUAAAACUUUUUUAAAUAGUCCUGAGAAACAUGUCCUGAGAAUGUCUCUACGCCUUCAUUAAUAAUGCCAGGAACUAUGAAUUAGACACACCCCCAUAUUAGACACACCUCCAUAUCCUCCUGUCUUCCCAAAUAACUGGCUGUGAUUUUUAGCGUGUUAUAUUCAGAUUAUGGUCGUAAAUGCUUUAAUUAAAUAUACUUUAUUGUUACAUGAUGAUUAUAAUAUAAUAAUAUUUUAAUGGGAUAAUGGGAUUUAAAAAAAAUUAAGUACUGAUAGAAAGUGUGUAAUAGCUGAUUUAUUUUGUUAAAAGCCUCAAUAAAGAAGAAUAAAAACGCUUUGUGUUUAUAAAUGUCUAAAAGUGAAGAUACAAUCAUAAUGCACGAUACUGCAUCAGGAUUGAAGUCGGUCAAGAUAUCUGAAAUCCCGGAUGUCAAAAAUAUUGUAAGGGUCCACUCACUGGUCCAACGACGGUAUCCAAUUACAUGGUAGAAGGAUUCCCACAUGUUCCUGUCUUUUGAAGCGAUGUGAAUAUAUUUAGAUUUGUCAUUCCAAUUCUGCUUGACUCUCUCUUAAAUUAAAUCUGACUCCAAUUGUAAA
Messenger RNA from Ictalurus furcatus (blue catfish), 8874 nucleotides. It is a transcript of the gene tep1, whose product is annotated as telomerase-associated protein 1. Gene Ontology annotation, biological process: telomere maintenance via recombination. The transcript is spliced from 57 exons. NCBI's taxonomy places the organism in Eukaryota, Metazoa, Chordata, Actinopteri, Siluriformes, Ictaluridae. Gene Ontology annotation, cellular component: telomerase holoenzyme complex. The record is from RefSeq and is a predicted model, not a curated record. The coding region runs from base 153 to 8078 and encodes 2641 amino acids. Gene Ontology annotation, molecular function: telomerase RNA binding; telomerase activity; protein binding.